AUGUCACAAAUAAAGCAAUCGUAAAGAAAUUCAAAAAAUUUAGACUAGCAACCAUAUUCUUAGCAAUAACUUCAAUAAAGUCAAAAAGUAGCUUAGGUAUAAUAGUAAAAACAGAACUAAUAACAACAACAAUAGUUAUAAAAAGGUAUCACAAAUUAGACUACCAAAUUGAAGAAUCCAAAUGAGACCAGAAUAUACGUAAUUAUGAAAUUGUAUUAUACUUAGUCAUUGAUUUAACCUGAGACCAAUCGAUAAGAACAAAAUUAAGAAGUUUAAAUUGUUCAUCAAGAGGCUCCACCAAAAUUUAAUUGUCUUAAAUCUCGUCCUGAUCCUAUUUUAGAUUGGGAAGUCCAUAAAGAAAAGCAAUUGUAUAGUGAAUUUCAAGAGUUUAUAGAAUCUCGCUAUUUAGAAGUUAAGAGAAGUUCAAGCAUAUAUAAAUAUUAUGCUAAAAUAGGACUUCAAAUAUUUAUUUACAUUUUAAAUGUGCUUGAAUUGAUAUUCACUUUAAGCUACAAAUCUUAUAAUAAUAUUUCUGAUUAAGAAAUAUAUUAUUUGGGUUGCUACUACAUUUCUAUCAUUUCAUGUGCUUUACUUCACAGUGCAACUUGGAUGUAUACAUAUAAAUUUAGAUAAGUUGCCAAAAAGAGUAUGUUCAUAGAAAUUUCAUAUUAUAUCUUUUAUUUGUUUAUGGGAGGAUUAAGUUUUUUUAAAAUAGCUCCAUUUAUUUAUUAUUUCAACAGAGAUUAAUCAAUUAAAUAGUUUUCUUUUAGUGAAAUUAAUAAAUAUUUGAUUUUAGAUGGAGAAGAUAAAUUUAGAAAUCCCUCUAUACUUUUCAAAUAAAGAACUAAGCCAGUUAAUAUUUUUAGAGAUUUAAUUUUUCAUAGAAUAGCACUUCUUUCUAUGAUGAUUACAAUGUGUCUUUAAACUUUUCCUUAACUCUUUAUUUAAGGCUUCUAUAAUACAGAACAUGAAUGGGAUGGAUUUAAUGUGUUUAGUUAUUUAUUAUUAGUAAGUAAUUUAAUUUAUUAUCUUUUGGAAUUACAAUUUAUUGUUUUCACAACAACUUAUAGAUAGAUACAAACAGAACUAUAAUUUAAAUUGAAAAAGAUAAAAUUAAAGUUCAUUUAAGAAACUAAAUAAUUAUUAAAAUCUGAUAAAAAAUAUCUAGGAUUUGUUAAAUCUUUUUAUUUCCAUAUUGAUCCAACUACAUUUAGUAAUUAUCAAAAGAAAAGAUGUAUGGUUUAAAUUAUUACAUUCUUGACUAGGUAUAAAAAAUUCUAAAAUAUUUAAUUUCUAUUCAUAGAUUAAUAUGAUGAAAUUACAUUACAAUAUUUAGCAAAUUGCUUUAAAUUAAUUUAAGUAGACAACAUAAGUCUAUUAUAUAAAGAUGUAAAUAAAUUAAAAAUGCUGUAAGAUACUUUUUUAAGUAAACAAUUUCCAAAAUUAAAACUUGAAUAAAUGCAAGACUAAAAUAUUGAUUAAUUAUGGGUUGAUGACAAAAUUGAUACUGAAGCAGAGGAAUAAAAAAUUUAAGAGAUUCAAUUCAUUGAAAAUCCAAAAAUUAAUUCUGGUUGGUAAGCAGUAGCAUAAAACUAAAAAUUAAAAAGAGAAUAUAUAGAAAUGAGUUAUCAUUUUACAAAAUUGAUACCAGAUCAUUUAAGGAAAUCAGUCAGAUUAAGUUCUAGAUCAUACGGAACAGGCACUAUAUCAAGUUAAAUUAAUAUUGUUCAAACUGAUAGAUAAGAAUCUUAAAUUGAUAUUGCCGAAGAAGCAAAAAAUCAAUUUAAAAGUAUAUCUAAAGAGUAAAUCUUGGAGGAAAGUUUAGGGUAUUUUAAAUGUUUAUUGGCUUAUUAUAAAUAUUUUGAAACCUGGGGUUAAUUGAAUCAAUACUAAGCGACUAUGUAAUCUUUAUAAUCAUUUUUGAAUGGAGGAUUGUAAAUAGUUUCUCUUGUAUACAUAGGAGAUGAUCCUGAUAAGUUUUAAUCUGCUUUAAUUGUAUUAACUGUAAUCAAUCCUGUGAUUUAAAUGUUGUCUUUUACGGUAUUUUAACAUAGAGUUUUUAAGACUCUAACAAUUUAAAAUUAGAUUUAGAAUGUUUUACUAUUUGCUAUAUUUAACUUUUUAAAAGUUUGGGAUAUUGUUAUGAUUGCUAUGUAUUAUUUCUCAAAGAAAUUUUUUACUACUUUAGAGAGAAAUUUUAGUGCUGAAGGAUAUAUUAAAUUUAAAAGUUAUGCUUCUAAAUUCUAGGGCAGUCUUCCUAUUUCAGUAUUUUAAUAUGAAACAGUUAAAGUGGAUUCUAAAAGCAUUUUAGCUAUAAAAUAAUUACCAUUUUAUUAAGCAGUUAUGUGGAGAACUAGUGUUGAAGAAGCUUUGAAUAAGAUUCCUUAAUUUUUUAUUUAUAUUUUAGCAUUAUCUUCUAGUGAUUUAAGCACUGUAUGGGCUAUGUCUUUUUUUCAGUAAAUAAAAGAAGGUAUUUUGGCUGUCAAAGAUAUAUUAGAAGUUGUAAUUAAAGAUUUUUUUAUACCAGCUCUAAUUUUAAGUACAGUUUCAGUAGAAUAAUUCUUUUAAUCUAUGUUGUAUUUGAGUUCAAUAUCAAAUUAAAUGUUAUUAGAAUAUCCUAAAUCUUUUUAAAUCAUGUCAAAAGUAGAUGAAAAAUAUUUAAAAUAAAAAUGUACUUUUAAAAUUAAUAUGGAACAUAUAGAUUUUUCUAAUUAUAAAGAGAAAAAAAAAGAGAAAAUGCUUGCUUAAUUUAGGUAUGUACUUGCUUCAAUAUAAAAUAUAUUAGAAAUAGAUAAAGCAUAAAGAUUAUUUUGUAUGGGACCUGAAAUUAAUGAUUUUGUAAGAUGUUUAAAAGUCAGUCCAAUUUAUUAAUUGAAACUCAAUUUUAAUUUAGAUGAAGUAAAUCCUCUUGAUCUUCCUCAUAUUAAUGCUUUUAUUAAGUAUUGUCCACCAUAAUUAUAAUUUCUAUAAAUUUAAGUUGAAGCAACAGAAGAAAUUAAAAUGCCAUUUUGUGUUGAAAGAAAAACUACUCUUAAAGCCUUUUCUUAUUCUUAUUUCUAGAUAAUCUAAUAAUAUAAGGAUACUUCUUAAGUUGUUUAACAAAAAAGUUUAGAUAUUAAUAAAGAUUUUUUAGAAUUAGAUAGGUAUGAUUUUGAAUAAUUUUAUUUUGAAAUUGCAGGUAAUUUAAAUUUAGAAUAGUGUUCAUAAUUAUUUGGAAAUUUCAAAGAAAUGAAGAUUUUUCAAUUAUCCAUUAAUAAUAAUUCAAUAAUGCAGAACUUUAAAUUUUCAGAUAAUAUAAAAAGUAAAUUGGAUAUUCUGGAUAUCACUUUUGAAAAUAUUAGAUUAGAAUUUUAAUAAUUCCCCUUUAGUAAUCUCAAGACUCUUAAAAUGAAUUUGAAAAGAUGUGAAUUUAAUAAAACAGAAUUAUAUUAAAGCUUAGUGAAUUUAAAAAAUGGAGAAUCUAAAAUAAUAUAUAUUGAUUUGAGUUAAUGCUCAUCAGCCUUUACAAAAAUUGAACAUUCAAAAUUGGUUAGAGUAUUAGAAUAAAAUAAAUUUGAUGUAACCAUUAUUAUAUGA
Messenger RNA from Paramecium pentaurelia, 3576 nucleotides. The record is from the annotation of a GenBank genome assembly. NCBI's taxonomy places the organism in Eukaryota, Ciliophora, Oligohymenophorea, Peniculida, Parameciidae.